Cryptomeria japonica (Japanese cedar) is the source of this 549-nucleotide messenger RNA. RefSeq names its product SKP1-like protein 12. Gene Ontology annotation, molecular function: cullin family protein binding. Bases 1 to 549 code for a protein of 182 amino acids. Gene Ontology annotation, biological process: SCF-dependent proteasomal ubiquitin-dependent protein catabolic process. NCBI's taxonomy places the organism in Eukaryota, Viridiplantae, Streptophyta, Pinopsida, Cupressales, Cupressaceae. The record is from RefSeq and is a predicted model, not a curated record. Gene Ontology annotation, cellular component: cytoplasm; nucleus. The transcript has 2 exons.
AUGGCAGAGCAUCCCAACACAACCAUGGCGAAAGAAUGUAAGGUGAAAUUGAAGAGUCAGGAUGACAAGAUAUUCGAGGUAGAGUAUGCCGUAGCCAUGCAGUCGCAGACGUUAAAGAACGCUCUCGCUCACACGGGCUGCACGGAUACCGCCCUGCCUUUGCACGACAUUUCCAGUCAAAUUUUGGCGAAGGUGAUCGAGUACUGCGAAUAUCAUGUUAAUGCCGCCAACACCAUCUCAGAGAAGGAUGUGAAGAUGUGGGAUGAGGAGUUGGUGAAGCACAUGGAUCAGGAUACCCUUUUUCGUCUCAUUGUGGCUGCAAAGUACCUGGAAAUACACAAUCUUAUCGACUUAAUGUGCAAAACUAUAGCAGACAGGAUUAAGGACAAAAGCGUAGAAGAGCUCAGAGAGAUUUUUCACGUACAAAAUGACUUCACUCCUGAAGAGGAGGAACAAGUCAGGCGUGAAACUAAAUGGGCGCAUGGGUUUUGUUUUAUUGCUGGUGUUCUGGAUUUAGUUGUUUUAGAUCAUAAGCUGGCAAUAUUUUAG